GACUCAUCGAAUCGCAUGUUGUGAAGGUCAAAAAGUGCCGUUGAAACCAUAAUGAGGUUUUGGAAAAAUUAUAUUGAAUAAUGAUAAUUCGGUUCCUGUGGGAUUUCGAGGAGUUUUUCUUCGAUGAAUGAAGAAUGAUCAGAUGAGCAAAAACAAUGGAAACACAGAGGACAGCAGAAUCAGGCUUUGGAUUUUUAGCACGACUGGCCUCAAAGCCUCGUUUCUUGAACAUCGAAACUAAACUCUUUCCCAACGGUCUCUUGUCCAAACAGACAGUUGAAAUAUGUGGUGAUACAUCAACUUCGAAAACUCUCCUCCUGUCCCAACUCAUGACAAAGUGCCUCCUUCCCCCCGCAGUUGGGGGCCUAGGUGUAAAAAUCCUUCUUUUCAAUACCGACCAUCACUUCCUCAUGAUUAAACUCUUCACGCUGAUGUCCGGUAUCUUGAAGAAUAAUUGGGGGAAAUCUGACGAUGAAGCUGAUGAGAUGAUUCGUGAUUCCCUCUCCAAUUUGACAAUCAUCAACUGUUACAAUUACUCCCAAUUAAUGGUAUCGCUGCACUCGUUAGAUUUGAUCCUCUUGAGAAAUGGUGCUGUCAGUCUCAUGAUGAUGGACAGCAUCUCGUCGUUUUACUGGGUCCACAGGGAACGAAACGGUCUUUGUUCGUUGGAACAUUACGUGAAAGGACUACUUAAAAUCGUCCAGAAGCAUACGCUUCAGGCAAACGUCUCUCUUAUUUACACAAAAUCAUGUGAAACUGGAUUCACUGUUCGAGAGAGGAUCAAUUGCACUACUGAACCGAUUGUUGAGAGCAUCAAUCACAGGAUUAUUUUGGAGAUUGAAAAUAGGGAAUUUAAUUGUAGGGUUGAAACGUCUCGUGAACAGGAAAAUAUGCGUUUUAGAAUUACUGAUGACGGAAUUCAGUGGCUUUGAAAGAAAUUUCCAUGUAGCAUUUAUUUAAAUAUUAAGAUUUGAUAACAAUAUUUUGUCAGCGAUGUCCAUUGGCGUUAGCAAUCUACAACCAGCGAGAGUUAUUCGAGGAACAUUGAUGUCAUUUUGUGAUGACAAUUGUUCGACUAUUCUCGCUUCUUCUGCUGUCACUCCCCCCAACACGUAAAGAAUUAUCCAGGGAUUGUCCGCUGGGUGAUGCUGAACUCGUCCUUUUGUCAAUAAACUAUGAAAGAAUUAAAUAAAUGAAAUCUAAAUUUUACUAAGAAAAUUUCUACUAAAAAUGAUUAAAUUUACAAGUAAAGCCUCUCCAUUGAAGAGCCAUGAAAAAACCCAGGUGAUGAAAUAAAAGAAACCAAAAAUUAUUAUAGUAAAAUUAUAGUAAUUACUUGAAUCCAGCAGAAAUAAACGACGAAGUUUUCAUUUUCAAA
Molecule: messenger RNA, 1378 nt
Organism: Diachasmimorpha longicaudata
Lineage: Eukaryota; Metazoa; Arthropoda; Insecta; Hymenoptera; Braconidae
Gene: Xrcc2
Product: DNA repair protein XRCC2-like
Exons: 2
Coding region: 156-932 (258 amino acids)
Biological process (GO): DNA strand invasion; double-strand break repair via homologous recombination
Cellular component (GO): Rad51B-Rad51C-Rad51D-XRCC2 complex; replication fork; centrosome
Molecular function (GO): four-way junction DNA binding
Source: RefSeq, a predicted model, not a curated record